Funneliformis geosporum is the source of this 447-nucleotide messenger RNA. The record is from the annotation of a GenBank genome assembly. NCBI's taxonomy places the organism in Eukaryota, Fungi, Glomeromycota, Glomeromycetes, Glomerales, Glomeraceae.
AUGACUAAAAUUUUGUCUGAUGCACUUUUAAGGGAUAUUAGUAAUCUUUACGAUGGAACCGAUGACUAUGAUGUAAAAAUUGAAGUUGGGCAAGAAGUUGAAACAGAGAUUUUUAAAGCACAUUCUGUUAUUUUGCGUGCUAGGAAUAACUUCAAUUCAUCUAUUUUUACGGCAAGGCAAUUUUGUCUUAUUUCAUAUUGGAUUAAUGGACAAGAACCAUUAUUAACGGAUCUUAAAAACAAGAGUUUAAAAUCAAUUAUAUUGAGCAGAGUAAAAGAUAGUGGUUAUGCAAUUUCUGAUGAUGCGUUAAAUAAGAUAGGGUUUGGUAAAGGAGAUCUAUAUAUUUUUCUAAAUAGAUGUGACUUACAAGAUUAUACUGUUAAAAUACUUGAUUCAAAAAGUUUUGAAAUUGUGGAUUAUGAAGUAUUUCAAGUAUUAACAAAAUAA